CUGCUGCGACUGAGGCGGCGACGCGCGACUGAGACCCUGCGUCCGGCUUGCCUCCGGGCGGGCAGCGUGAGCGGCGGGGCGCGCCGCCCGGCCGGGGAAUGCGGGACCGGCUGCCGGACCUGACGGCGUGUCGGAAAAAUGACGAUGGAGACACGAGUGUCGUGGUUGAAAAGGACCAUUUUAUGGAUGAAUUCUUCCAUCAGGUGGAGGAGAUUAGAAACAGCAUUGCCAAGAUCGCCCAGUUUGUGGAAGAAGUCAAGAAGAACCACAGCAUCAUCCUUUCUGCACCAAAUCCAGAAGGAAAAAUAAAAGAAAACCUUGAAGAUCUAAACAAAGAAAUCAAGAAAACCGCCAAUAAAGUCCGAGCCAAGCUCAAGUCCAUUGAACAGAGUUUUGACCAGGAUGAGGGUGGGAACAGGACAUCCGUGGACCUUCGGAUACGACGGACGCAGCACUCAGUGCUGUCCCGGAAGUUUGUGGAGGUCAUGACAGAGUACAACGAGGCUCAGACCCUGUUUCGGGAGCGAAGCAAAGGGCGCAUACAGCGUCAGCUGGAGAUAACCGGAAAGACCAUGACCGAUGAUGAACUUGAGGAGAUGCUGGAGAGUGGGAACCCUUCCAUUUUCACCUCAGAUAUUAUAUCAGAUUCACAGAUCACAAGACAGGCUCUCAAUGAAAUUGAGUCACGUCACAAAGAUAUUAUGAAAUUGGAAACCAGUAUCCGCGAGCUGCAUGAGAUGUUCAUGGACAUGGCUAUGUUUGUUGAGACUCAGGGUGAAAUGAUCAACAACAUAGAAAAAAACGUUAUGAAUGCUGCAGACUAUGUAGAACAUGCUAAAGAAGAAACUAAAAAAGCUAUUAAAUAUCAGAGCAAAGCAAGAAGGAAAAUGAUGUUCAUUAUUAUUUGUGUAAUUGUUUUGCUUGUGAUCCUUGGAAUUAUCCUAGCAACGACGUUGUCAUAGCAGCCACAUCCCAAGAGCUGUUCACCCUUGGUGACUCAGGCUACAUCCGCAGCAAACCCACAUCCUAUCAUUUCACGAGCGAGUCCUCAGCGUUGUGACGCACUCUGCCUGGGCUGCGAUUCCUUUUCUGUUAGUGACCGCAAAGAGAACACACAGCCCGGGAAGCAUUGGAGGCAGAGUGUCAGGGUUCAGUCGGUGCCCUUGGGCUCUGUAACACACCACCCAAAUGUUUCAAUGUGGAGCUGGCUUCAAUGGCCUUACAAUAAGGAAUUACUGAAGAUCUUAAUUUUCACUUUCAUACUUCAGUGUUAAAAAUGUUCAUGUGAAGUUUAAUAAGGAGUACUUUCUAUUAUGAAACUAUUGGGUGUCAAGUGUAAACCUUGACUCCCUCCCCUGCUCCCAGCAAGCAAGCUAAUUAAGAGCCGUUUUGUGCUGUUUAAUCCAUGUUUCUUUCUUGUUUGCAAAGAUGAUCUCUGUCAUCAUCCCAAAAGCUGUUUUGUAAGAUACUUAUAGUCUUAAAUGUUUACAAAUUGUUUAAUAUAUUACCAUCUUAAUUGACUGUUUUAUAUACUAAAAAAUAUAUCUUUUGAAUAAAAUAGGAAAUCUCAUCAUCCUAGAGCCAUCUCUGUAGAGUUGUUUACCAGGCUUGCGUUUGCCAUAAAAAAGUGCAGUGGUUGCAAAGCACCCCAAGGAAACUCUUCAAGUGCCUUCUGUUAAUAUGAGCCCCCCAUACCUCCUAAACCCCCUCUCUGGUCCCUGCAGAGAAGUCUGGAUAUUGUACUGAGCUCCUUUGCUGCCUGCUUCAUUGUCCAGGACAAUAAAUUGUCAGUUAGCACAGUAAAGACAAUGGUCUCUUUUUUGUUCACUAAACAAAUGAACAGGUUGGUGUUUUCCUGUUUAUACCACUGGACUCUGAAAUUAAGUCUGAUGAUGAAACCCAGAUUUAGGACUCAAGGAACAGAGUCCUAGACAUUAAGUAAUUAAAAAAAAGUAAACUCUAGUUCACUUCAAUAAUCUUGUUAUGUACCUGAUAAUUCUGAUGUUCAAAAGUUAACUGGCAAAGGUUCUAGAUGUUUCUGAUAAGCAUCUUGUUCUUAUUGUUCGUUUUUUUUUUGGUAAAACAAUAUGAUUUGUUUCCAGUCUGAUAAAAAUGUAUGAAAUCUUACCAGUGAGUGGAUGUUUGUGAAGAGAGCAACUUGUUAGCAUUUUAGUUGAAUAGGUAAUGGAUAUCCCAAACAUAUUCUGUGCCCUUGUAAAUUACUAUAUAUGCAUUCAGCUGUAUGUUAACAUGGUUAGGUCUGAAAGCUAACCUCAGGGAUAUAUGUAUGCUUGGAAGUGUGGAUAAUAGCGAACGGUUUAGAGGUGUCCCUUCUGUGACAGCACCAUGUUUUGCCACCCCCCUGAACCCCCCAGCCAAAUUUAAUGGCAUCAGAGUCAAGCCUGUAGGCACAUGUCUCAUUUACUUGCUGGUUAACCCUGUGCACUCAGAACUUCUGUAGGAAGAUGCCAGCUCACAUAUGUCUCAUAUUUUUAAAAGGCCUGUUAGGAAUAUGUUUAAGUUGACUAUAUAUAACUUGUCUCGAAGGGUAUUUAAGUAUGUAGAGAUCAUGACUGUAUUUCUGUAACGUUUAUACAUUUGCAUAAUUAUGUCUACAAGUAGAAGGACUUCAUGCGGUCAGCACCCCUCUGUACACGUCUGCUUUUUCUUCACGUUCAGUCUUAGCGAGAUCCUAACUUUCUUAACAAUUCUUAAAUUAUGGAAAUGCUCUUUGGUUUCUCGAUGAUAAACAAGUCAGUUGUCAGAUGCCACGUUUGUAUGUCCAGACUCCAUGUAUCUCUUUGAAAUCCAAUUUAAAAAAUAGUUGCAGAUCCAUUUGUUAGUUUCUCAUUUUUUAUGUUAAUAUUAAAAAACAUUCCCUGAGAACUGAAAAUCAAAUGCUUUCUGGCUUGUCAUUUCUGGAAAGACUUUUAGAGAUGUUUAAUUGUAUAUCCAUUAAUAAACUGUUCUAAGAAAAUUA
Molecule: messenger RNA, 2980 nt
Organism: Echinops telfairi (small Madagascar hedgehog)
Lineage: Eukaryota; Metazoa; Chordata; Mammalia; Afrosoricida; Tenrecidae
Gene: STX2
Product: syntaxin 2
Exons: 10
Coding region: 99-962 (287 amino acids)
Biological process (GO): exocytosis; intracellular protein transport; synaptic vesicle fusion to presynaptic active zone membrane
Cellular component (GO): synaptic vesicle; endomembrane system; presynaptic active zone membrane
Molecular function (GO): SNARE binding; SNAP receptor activity
Source: RefSeq, a predicted model, not a curated record